GUGAUAUUGUUUUUGAGACUGGCUUAGUCGCCAUCCAGAACGUCUACCAACAACAUCACCAUGAUACCGCAGGUAUCAUCAUUAUGUGUGCUUCUUUUAAUCGCCGGAUCUUGUUGGGCGGAUCAACAACAACAACAACUAGGAAUUCCUAGUUCUCUCGACGCCGAGUCCAUCAAUGACCUGGCCAAAAAGCCAGUGAAACUGGAUCCAAAGUUACGUAAAGCUUUGCUUAAAGUACUCAAUCGCUUAGAAGAAGAAGACAGAGUAACUGAAGUAAAACUGGCGGAAGUCGAAUCACAACAAUUCCAAAAACAGCAACAACAGUUUCAACAACAGCAACAACAAUUUCAACAACAAUUCGAACAACAGCAGCAACAACUAAGACAAAGGCAGCAACAGCAACGGAAACAAAUACGAAUUCUAGAUCAACAGCAAAUACAAAUACUAGGGCAACAGCAAAUACAGUUACAAGAUCAACAGAAAAAACAGUUACAGGAUCAAGAGCAGAAACUGGAGCUAUUACAGGACCAAGAGCUAAGACUGGAGAAUUCGCAAGACUUACAACAGCGACAGAACCACCUACAACCGCAACUGCAUUUUAACGUGCAAGAGCCGACAGAACAGACAAAACAAGAACGUCAAAACUUUACACCGUCUCAGACACCGACAGUGGCGUUGCCCACUUCGACGAUAGCGUUUACCACUCCAACCGAAGUAUUUCAGCCUACUCCGACGGCAGCGUUUCCCACUUCAGCCUCGCCCAAGACGGCGGCAGUGACGUUAGCUACGUCCACGUCGUCAGGCUUAUUACCCACGCUGUCGCCGACGCCCAAUUCACUCGCGGCCACUAAGUCCGUAUCGAUCGUUAAUGACGACGUGGAAAAGACACCAAACAAUGUUCUACGUACGACAUCGCCGGGCACGUCCGUCGCACCAUCUACAGACACCGGCACAGUAGUUGACUUUUUUGAGGCGCCUUUGCUGACAGCGUUUACUGUGCAACAGGACUCUGCGGGCGUCCCGCGGCGUGUCAUACCCAUUUUCACGGAACCAGGACAGCUAGAGAGGCAGAAGAUACUGGCUUUGGAAACCCGGGCAGAAUCAGGCAAUGGUGGAGACCGGAAUACUGUCGAACCGGACAGGAACGAACUGGACUUUCUGAAAAGCGUUGAGUUAUCUAAACAACAGGUACCGUCGCGGGAAGAACUGCAGCAGCAAGAGUCGUUCGCCUUGCAACAACAGUUGAGGUUCCAACAACAACUACAGCAAAGGGCGGUGCUCGAGGAACAACAGCGCCGGCAACAAAUCGCCCAACAACGGCAGCAACAACAACAGCAAUUGCAACAACAACAACAGCAGCAACAACAACAACAACAACAACUACAACAACAACAACAACAGCAGCAGCAGCAACAACAACAACGACGACAGCAGCAGCAACAGCAACAGCAACGUCAGCAGCAGCAGCAACAGCAACUGCAGCAGCAACAACAGCAACUGCAGCAGCAACAACAACAGCAAUUGCUACAGCAACAAAGGACAGUGGUAUUUCAGCCACAGCAACAGCAGCAACUGCAGUUGCAACCUGUCCAAGUGCAGCCGCAACAGCAACUGCAGUUGCAACCUGUCCAAGUGCAGCCGCAACAGCAACCCAUCCGAUUUGUGCAACAACAGCGAUCGCAGUUCGGUGACGGUCCGUUGACGCUUCUUCCGCAGUUUAUCCAACAACAGCAGCAGCAGGCACGAGUGCUUAGGCAACCACAAUCGCAGUCUUUCGGUUACGGGUUGUCAGUACCCAGACUUCCGGGAGAUCUGGACGUAGUAUACAAGGUGCUAGCUUUGAACCACGAGGGCAGAAACAACAAUGUGGUCGGACCUCAGCCGUUGUUGUUCUGAUCAGCGAUUAGUGUCGUAAUGUUAUCGUUAUUUUAUCAUCCCCUAAGUAUUAUUGUUUUUGUUUUUAAAAAUAUUUUUAGUCGAGUCGCGUUUGUCCCACACCGCUUGCAGAACCGGACCCAGAAUGAGAAUAUUUAACAAUGACGUAACGUUCUAUAAUAGCACAAACUCAUUAUUUAAUAUUAUUAUUUUCUAAAGCAUUUCGAACCUAUUAUGAUACAAAAUUAUAAUAUUAUUAUCGUACAAACGUGAUUUUUGUUUAUAGCUGUCCAGAACAUUUUACUUUUUUACGGGCAUUAUUUCCUUUUCUUUACGCACAUCAAAUGUUUUUUUUUUUUUUAAUAAUUUGAUAAAGACUUAUUGCCUAUAUUUUAUUAUUUUCUUUGUCGACCAUCAUAACCGGGCGAACUAUAAAAUAUAUUAUAUUAUUAUAUAUGUUGAUAGUAAUAGUAAGAUAAUUAUUAUAAUAUUUUUAAUGUGUAUUCGUGUUUUUAUAUAUCGUAUAUUUUAUACUU
Messenger RNA from Rhopalosiphum maidis (corn leaf aphid), 2411 nucleotides. RefSeq lists its product as uncharacterized. The transcript has 2 exons. Lineage: Eukaryota; Metazoa; Arthropoda; Insecta; Hemiptera; Aphididae. The record is from RefSeq and is a predicted model, not a curated record. Bases 61 to 1896 code for a protein of 611 amino acids.